AUGGCGGCGAGAAAGUUGCAAACAGAGAUCGACAAGACCUUGAAAAAGGUCGCAGAAGGUGUCGAGAUCUUUGAGGACAUGUACGAGCUCUUGCAACGAUCAACAAAUCAAACGCAAAAGGAAAAGAUGGAGUCGGAUCUCAAAACACAGAUCAAAAAACUUCAACGCUUGAGAGAUCAGAUCAAGACCUGGCUUCAGAGCAACGACAUCAAGGACAAGAAGCCAUUGCUCGAUAACCGCAAACUUAUCGAGACACAGAUGGAGAAGUUCAAGGCAUGCGAAAAGGAAAUGAAGACCAAAGCUUUCUCCAAAGAAGGUCUGAUAGCUGCCGCAAAGAUGAAUCCCAAGGAUCGCGAGAAGGCGGAAGUGACCGACUGGUUGUCUACUCAGGUGGACGAGCUUUCACGUCAGGUCGAAGCUGCGGAAGCAGAGAUCGAGACCAUCUCGGGAUCCGGUAAGAAGAAGAAGGGUUCUGCAAAGGAUGAACGAGCAUCACAGCUGGAAGAGGCCAACGACCGAAGGAAUUGGCAUAUCUCGCGAAUCGAGAUCCUCCUCAGAAUGCUCGAGAAUGGCAACCUCGAAACCGAGCGUGUGCAGGACAUCAAGGAGGAUAUUGCAUACUUUGUCGAGUCCAACAUGGAGGAAGACUUUGAGGAGGAUGAAGGUAUCUACGACGAUCUCAAUCUCGAUGAUGGCGAGGAGGCGUUCGGUCUCAAGGAGAAUGACGACAUGCACAGCAAUGUCGAUUCCACAGCUGGUAUGGAUGAUCUCAGUUUCCGCGAUACACCGACCAAGCCAAGGAGAGACAGUCUUGCUGAUACCAACGUCAGCAGUACCAGCGCGACAACCAACAGCACCACCAACAACGGCACUAGCAAGAAGGAAGAGCCGACGACAGCUGUCUCGCCAGUCUCAUCCACUCCUGCGCCACCUGCGGCUGCUGCAGCCUCAACGCCAUCUGCACCCUCGGUACCUUUGCCAGCGGCCAAGAAGACGACCAAGAAAGCAUCGCAAGAGCCUGUUGCAGUUGCCAAAGAGAAGGCGGUACCUACUGCCAACUUUUCGCAAGCUAAAGCAGCUCCCGCAUCGCAAUCUGCCCUUCUUUCGCCACCCAAAGCAUCCAGUGCCGCACCAUUACCGCCGAUCCGAUAUGCAGCGGCAGCAGCAGCAGCAGUGGCAGGCAACGCUUCUUGUUCUGCUGACACAGCUGCUUGGCCAUCGACAAGUACAGCAUCGAUCGCCAAUGACGCAACAUCAGCAGAAAGCGCAAGCGCCGUGCCAUCAGCAGUCGGAGCCACACUCACAUCUGCAACACAGGCUUUGCCGUCAGGGACCGCAUCAGCGGCGCCAGGCACUGUAGCCAAGUCGAAUGUUGACGCAAUCAAGAACGAGGCCGGUGGCAAGGCGAGAUCAGCAUCUCCAGCACCACCUGGCCUCACCAAGGUCGAUUCAGCAGCAGCAACUUCGACAUGGGCACCAGCACAAGAUGACAGCACAUCCGGCUUCGAGCCUGCACAGCUUGCCGCUUCUUCAGCCGCCGCAAGUGUUGUCCAACCGGCAGGUGGAGGAGCAGGUACAGCAGCUCAACAAGCAGCGGCGCAAAAGCAAGCCGGCACGGAAGCUCGUCUGCCCACCUCUCUCACCGAUCUCGUAUCUUCCUUCGAGUCUGCCAAGCAAAAAUCGCUUCGUCGGGAGGCCAACUUGGGUCUGGUGCACAAAUCGCUGGAAUCAUCCUUCAUGAACGUCCCCUCGCCGCUAGACUGUGAGAAACCCAAGUACUACGUACCGAAAAACCCGUUCCGCACUGCAAGCUACUACCCUCAAACGCCGGCCAGCGUUUUCGACAACCCAGCGGUAUACAGCAAGUUUGACGUGGACACGCUCUUCUACAUCUUCUACUACCAACAGGGGACGUAUCAUCAGUAUCUCGCAGCGAAGGAGUUGAAAAAGCAAAGCUGGAGGUUUCAUAAGCAGUAUUUGACUUGGUUCCAGAGGCAUUCGGAGCCACAGGCGAUUACGGAUGAGUAUGAGCAGGGGGUCUAUGUGUACUUUGAUUGGGAAGGCAGCUGGUGUCAGAGGAAGAAAAGCGAUUUCAGGUUCGAGUAUCGGUGGUUGGAGGAUAACUGA
Messenger RNA from Ustilago hordei, 2127 nucleotides. RefSeq lists its product as uncharacterized. Bases 1 to 2127 code for a protein of 708 amino acids. Gene Ontology annotation, cellular component: nucleus; CCR4-NOT core complex; P-body. The transcript has a single exon. The record is from RefSeq and is a predicted model, not a curated record. Lineage: Eukaryota; Fungi; Basidiomycota; Ustilaginomycetes; Ustilaginales; Ustilaginaceae. Gene Ontology annotation, biological process: nuclear-transcribed mRNA poly(A) tail shortening; regulation of DNA-templated transcription.